AUCUAUUUCAUCUGAAUUUAAGUAACGAAAGAAAGUAGUAUCAAAAAAAGAAUUUCUGCAUUGUAAGCUAAGUAAAAUGUGUGAAAUUAGAAAUUAAAAUAAUUUUUUCAACUAGUGCCACUGCUUUCUAUUGUUGUUUAAAACGCGGCAAUGUGCAUUCAACCUAUCUUCAAAAGCAUCGAAAAUACAUAUAAUAAACAUAAAACUUCAGCCAAAUUGUUGGCUCUGAACAGUAUUUAAUACUCAAAAUAAGGCGAUGGAAACAGAUGUAAAGGCGUCUGUCAUUCAAAAAGAGAAAGAAUGGUUUGAAAAGAAUGUUUUACCGGGUUUUUGGGAAUCUGUGAUAAAUGAAGUAAAAGAGGCACUGGAAUUAGUUGAAAGAGAUACCCCUACAGUACUUGUAUUCUCUUCCCAAAAAACUGAUGCCGUAAAAGGAAUUGUUUCAAGGAAGGGAGCUUUGAUCGACCGUAUCAAUCUCACGAUAAAAGUAGGAAGGUCGACCCAAAUGAUCAAGUUGGAAGAACCUAAAACGCUAAAAUUGGAGCAAAUUUUAAGUCUUGUAAACUACUUGCAUUACUUGUUAUAUGUCUUACUUCGAAUAAAAAAAAACUCUGCCCGUGCUAUACAGCAACUUGAGGAAAUAUUGCGAGCCAUUGCCUAUUUAUUAAAUACAGAAGAAGAAAAUAAUGGUUCAUGUGCUACUAACCUGGUAUCUCAAGGUAAUAAUAUAUCCUUACAAGCACCUUUUUCCCAGUCAUUACAGUCAGCUUCAGGUGGUUCGGAUCUAUCCAACUCUCAAUCUCCUUUAUAUGUAUACAAGAAAGCUGCAAGCGAUUUGUUUACACCACCUUUACCGUCCAACCUGGGUCUAAGUUUUAGUGUAUCAAAAUCAUCGGUAUGCCUACACUUGUUUCGGUUGCUUGGAACAAAUCCAAUACUUGAUUCUUUCAAAUUUGGAAGUAAUGAAACAAAUAAUACAUUGCAUCCUUCACAACGAAUAGAUGCAUUUUCUCAAGAUCCUAUUUUGCUUGCUGUAACUGCAAAACUUUCUGCUUUGCAAAAGAGGGUAAAUGAUAUUUCCUAUAGAUUAAAAAUUGUCAGCACUUCGUUUGAAUUUGGCGGGAUCCCAUGAUUGCCAUUGAAAUAGUAGCAAUCUUGCAUUUAUGAACCAAGACUUUAUGAUUGUUUCUCUCAAUUCCCUGUCUCUACUGAAUACCGCAUUUAACUGUUCACUAUGAUUAUCUCUAAUGGUGAAUACAUCAGCUAUUUCCACA
Molecule: messenger RNA, 1274 nt
Organism: Schizosaccharomyces octosporus yFS286
Lineage: Eukaryota; Fungi; Ascomycota; Schizosaccharomycetes; Schizosaccharomycetales; Schizosaccharomycetaceae
Product: RAVE complex subunit Rav2
Exons: 1
Coding region: 257-1132 (291 amino acids)
Cellular component (GO): RAVE complex
Source: RefSeq, a predicted model, not a curated record